CGAAAAGAGAACGCUAGAGUUACGGACUUAUUACUACUACGAUACCUACGCAAUCGCCCGAUAGAGUAACGCCCAUCCGCUACCACAGGACAUCAAUAAAAAUUGGAGGGAGACCGGAAGCGGAAAGAGUAAAACAACAGAAAGAGGGACAAUAAUCGGUAGAAUGACAAAACAAGCUUUUCCCCCUCCCUACCUACAUGGUGCAACGAUAUUUCUGGACCCAUUCAAUUGGACGCCAGCCUCCCUUACAACUGGAUCGCAUAACUUAUCCGUGAACAUGGGUCCUACACUUCGGGUAACUGCUUUCUUAACGCUAUUCUUGUGCAGUGCAACACUGGAAUGGAACGCUCAUUCACUUUUACAACCUGGAACUUGUCCUCAGUCGAAGUCGAUGCCAUUCCUAGACAUUCAUCAGAUAACAGGGAGAUGGAUAAUACAACAACUUCCUUGGCCGUUUCCGCAGUGUUGUCGGCAACCAACUUUAAAUUUCGAGGAAGAAAUUCUGGAUCAGAAAAAAGUCAGUAACGAAACGCAGCCCGUUUGGAUUAGAAUGACAAUAGAUUUUCCAAGUUGUAAAAACGAACAAGAGACGUGGCAGCAUCCACUAAAUUGGCGUCUUUUGCAAAAUCGUAUGAAUGAAGGCAUCUUUCUGGUUAAACUACCCUGGCCCCUAGACGUUGUUGGUGUUGCUACGCUGAAUUUCGUUUCGACCGACUAUAAAAAAUUUGCAAUCGCAUACAUUUGCCAUAAUCUUCUUCUUGAACAUAUUACGAUUCCGUUCAUUAUGGUCCGGAUGCAGACUGAGCUAGACUUCACCUACUGGCAACGUAUGAAAUGGGCUUUGAUAAAACAAGGCGUCUUAUCUGCGUGGGCCCUUACGGAGACAAAGGGUCAAUGUAACGAAGUAUUCGAUUAUAGCGCUGAAGAUCUAUUUUACGAAAACCAUUCUAACAGCUCGGAUAACUACCCUGUCAAAGACUCGACCGAAUCAAGUUCUGCUGCUACAGCGGCAAUUAUUGAUGGGCUGAUUUUAAAGAAAGUUCAGCACGGCGGAGAUGAAAAAACUACGGAAAUUGCCGUUAUGGAUCCCGAUGCCGAGUGGAUAACGACAGAAAAUUUUCAGAAACCAGACUAUCCGCCUCAAAACAGCGGACUUUGGCCAGCCAUUUUAAUUGAAAAUGAGCCUGAGUCGGACCACGCAAUAGGCAAUCCCAAUAAGAUCCCUGCUGCUGAAAUAGCGCCACUGGUUGCGCCUUCGCUGGCCACAUCGGCUAGGAAUUAAGAAAAGCCAAACGCUACUAGGAAAGAAGAGUUGAAUGAGAUCAUCUUACCUGCAAUAUAUGAUCUACGUAGGAACUAUGUUGGCUCAUUACUUCCUUGACCUCCCACUGAACACGACUCAUCAAAUUUGUUAUGUGUUCUGAAUCAAGAUGCCUGUGGGCAACAAAACUGAAGAUCGGUGUUCGUAGAUCAUGAGCCACUGAUGUAAUCUGCAAGAGAUAUGGAAUAAAUGUGAGCGGAAACAGCAAGAUGAAAUAAGAUUUUAAAUUAAAAAUGAAACAAACUUGUGAAAAGAAUUGCUGGAGGAGAGAUUCUUUCGAUGAUGGAAUCAAAUCCAGGAGAUUGGGCCUCAGCAGCUCUAACUGAUGAGCAAGGAAAACAACUGAUUCGGCUGCUACUAAACGGAGUUUUAGCCCGUAAAAGUGAUUAGGAUGAUCCGUUUGCGUAGAAAGGCAGACUUUUGGACAUGACACUUUAUCACUGAGAGACGGCGAGAACGCUGCAGUAUCUUCGUGAGAGCCAGCGCUUCCUGGAGCGGCAGUUGAAAUUAAAGUCUCUUCGAUUUUCAGGAGAACAGCGCGAAGCUUUGGAGAAGUUGCAUCCUGUGGUGACGCAGCUCCAAACAGUUUAUAAACUGCAUACAAAUAAUAAUCAAACAAUUGGUUCAGGCAAAUCAGCACAUCGAACGCGAUUGUUUUCAACAAAUGCAUAAAAUGUA
Molecule: messenger RNA, 1999 nt
Organism: Daphnia carinata
Lineage: Eukaryota; Metazoa; Arthropoda; Branchiopoda; Diplostraca; Daphniidae
Exons: 5
Coding region: 164-1282 (372 amino acids)
Source: RefSeq, a predicted model, not a curated record